AUGACUUUAUACAGGGUUGGUAUAAAUUAUUGCACAUUGUUCAGAAGGGAACUAGCAGAUUACAUCAGCAUUGUUAAUGUCAAUUCCUUUAAAGGUGGUAACUGUAGAUGGAAAGCUUUUGCCAUAAAGCUAAAUGCCUUCUUAAACCUUUUGGUCAAGUACCUUGAUUCGGAAUAUAGGAAGAGCUCUUCUGUUGAGGUGGAUGCCUGCAGCAAAAGCACUACAUCAUCUGAGGGUGCCGCCCAUACCCUGCUUAUCCACGGCCCCGUCGAGCUCAAGAGAGGCUGGAGGAGGCAGAAGCGGCACCUCUUCUUAUUCAGCGAUUUCUUGCUGGUGUCCGAUACCAAGUAUAAGAAAAAACUUAAGAUAAAAAAGAAAAUACCACUGAACACCAUGUGGACUGCCAACUGUAUGGACAGAGUGGAGGAUGCCAACAUCUGUGCUGGGAGGUCCUUUAUCCUGGGCUGGCCCACGGUGACCUUUGUGGCCACCUUCGGUUCUUCGGAACAAAAGGAAAAAUGGCAUUCUUUCCUUCAAAGGUACAUCAAUCUGGCCAAAGAGAAGGACCAGCCCAAAAGCAUUCCUCUCAGAAUCUUCACUGAGGACAUCAAGAACUGUGCCUGUUCUGUAACAGUAACAAAUUCAGACACAGUGAAUGACAUUAUCAACAUGUCACUACCAAUGCUAGGAAUAACUGGCUCUGAGAAAGACUACCAGCUGUGGGUGAGUGCUGGCAAGGAAGCGUCCCCACACCCACUCACUGGACAUAAACAUCCCUAUGGAAUUAAAAUGAGCCAUCUUCCAUCUACCACACUGCUGCCGCAGACACCAGAGGACUCCAUCUCUCCUUCCACCCUCCAGGAGUCCCUCCUUCUGGAGCAGGGGUUCGCAGAGAUGCAAGGCCGGUUCAUCCUGAAGCCCAGGCACCCGGCGCAGAAUGAGCAAGGGAGAGAUUACAGGCAGAAGACAGUUAAAAGCGGUUUUUUCAGAGACUGGGCCUGUUGUCUGGGCUCCAGCACUAGCCAGGACAGCCAGUGCACAACCCCACCUUCUUCAAAGCCAGGACAGCUCUUUGGAGUUUCCCUCAUGGAUGUGUGUAAUAAAGACAACUUGCCCUUCCCAAUCCUGGAUAUGCUUUCCUUUAUUAAUCAAAAAGGGUCACUCACAGAAUGCAUCUUCAGCAAAUCACCCAAUAUAAAAUCAACCAGGGUCCUAAAGGAGAAACUAAAUUCUGGGGUCAAAGUGGACCUGUACAGCGAAUCUGUUCAUGUGGUCGCAUCCGUCUUAAAGGUAGGGAAGGUUCUAGCAUUAUCCACACACGAGUAACUGAAGCUAUGAUUGGUGUCUUUCAUCAUGACUGCUCAAGAACCAUAAUGGGCAUAAUAGAUUAAGAACCUGACAAGCUGAAAAACGCUUGACAAAAUCAAAAUUUAAGGAAGCUACUUUAGGAGUUAAAAGCCCCAUAUGUUAGAAAUUCUUUCUGUUUUCACCACACACCGCCUACCCUGCCUUCACUCCUGAAGUCGCCAUGCAAAAUACUAAUACUGAAAUGACUACUAGUCAUGAUAAUAAAUUUCAAAAUACGCACUGACACAUACACACUGUUUACCCAUGCAAACAUUCUCACCACCCUCCUAGUGAAGGCAAAGUUUCCAAAAGAAAUAGAACAGGGAAAGAAUUUAAUCCAUCCACCUUGGCACUUAUGAACAGCUCUGAACAACCCUAUGUUAACGUAGUAAUGACUACAGUCUUAGAAUCUCAGUCACAUUUGGUUUUCCCUUGUCCCCCAUUAAUGUUUGAAGAUGUGAUCAAUAGCAAAGUCCAGAAAUGACUUAGGUAACCACUCCUACACUGGGGCUCUAGUGAUAUCCAGUAGUAAUAUACAUAUAGAAGAAUGCUGAUACAUUACGUAGCAAGAUGAGUGUUGCCCUCUGUAAGGUGAGCACAUGGAAUCGAUUUUCUAGCAAGAGUUAGGAGGUUCCGGGCGCCUGGGUGGCUCAGUUGGUU
Molecule: messenger RNA, 2007 nt
Organism: Mirounga angustirostris (Northern elephant seal)
Lineage: Eukaryota; Metazoa; Chordata; Mammalia; Carnivora; Phocidae
Product: rho GTPase-activating protein 20-like
Exons: 10
Coding region: 1-1326 (441 amino acids)
Biological process (GO): signal transduction
Molecular function (GO): GTPase activator activity
Source: RefSeq, a predicted model, not a curated record